Messenger RNA from Quercus robur (English oak), 1367 nucleotides. RefSeq lists its product as uncharacterized. Lineage: Eukaryota; Viridiplantae; Streptophyta; Magnoliopsida; Fagales; Fagaceae. Bases 587 to 1147 code for a protein of 186 amino acids. The transcript is spliced from 4 exons. The record is from RefSeq and is a predicted model, not a curated record.
CUUUUUUUGGGUGGAGUCAGGAGGAGUCCAAUCCGUUAGUGUGCAACAUAGGCCCAGUCUGAGAUUUACUUAAGUAGGAACACUUAGGCCCAACGGAAACCCAGCACACUUAAGCCUUUUUCCCUCGAGCUACUGCAGCCCAAACUCUAUCAAACCCACACACAAAGCCCAACUGACAUUAAAAGCCCCAUUUAAUUAAAAACCUUAAACCCACUCCACUCAGAUUCCCUCUAACACCACUCGGCCCAUCAGUUUUUCCAAAACCUUCAAAUAAAAUAAAACCAGCUCACAUGAAUCCCAAUUCAACCCCAAAAUUUACCAACAAUCCAAAGGCUAAAAAAACCCCCACGUCAUUCUCUCUCAAUUACUCAGAAGUUUUCACAGCCCAAGCAAACCCACUAGGCAGUAUCAUACAUACACCCAUUUGUCCACCGCCUCCCUCCUAAUAUAUAACAACGCAAACACAAACACAAACAAGCAAUACGCUCUCUGCUCUCUCUUUUUCAUAGUCGUCCGUUUGUUUGGCUUGCGUCGCUCCGUUUCUAUCGGAUCCACUCUUCGCAAAGCAAAUUGCAAAGAUCGAAUCAUGGCAGAUUAUGAGGACUAUGAGGUUGUAAUUUUUUCAGACUUCAAAGACUUCACCCGUCAAUUUGAAAAAAAAGAAGAAGGCAAAUCUGAUCCCAAUAUCCAUCAAAAAACAAAAGCAAACUCGUUGUUCUCAAACUGUGACUAUUGCCCUCAACGCCCUAUGUCCACCCUUGCCCCUGUCUUCCCCCUUGCCUUUGAACUUCACGGAUCUUACCCAUAUUGGAAAUGGAUCCCCGAGACACAGCUUCGUGAACAGGAACAAAAUGAAUUUUCUCUCAAUGGACAGUCGUUGUUAGAGCGCUACAACAAAAUUAAGGGUACAAAUUUUGAAUUUGUGAGACUUGUGAAGAUCCAGUUGAUUCCCAGUAGUGGAAUAAAGUAUUUUAUUCAAUUCGAGGCCAAGCCCAACAGUACUGAGUACACUCUGAAAACCUUUGAAGGUUACAUGUUCAAGGAUUAUGUCCAUCCUAAUAGUAGUUUGUGGCCCAUGUCUUGUAAACUAUUAGGCCCCAAUUCUCAACGGUAUGUGCCUUCUGGACCUGGCGUGUGGACAAUAUAACCAAGAAUUGUUAGGGAAAGUUUAGUUUGCGUAAUGGUUGGGUGGUGUGGGAUUUAGAUUGUUGGAUUUUAAUUGACUGUUGUGGCUAUAAUAAUUUGCUUCUUUUAUCUGUACAUGUAAUAGUUUUUUGGCUGGUUUGAACUUUGAAUGACCUGCAAUCAAUAUUGUUAAUUUUAUGAUUGUAGAUUGAUAGUGAAUGCAAUCCUCUCCAUUUCAUACA